AUGAGAGCUCUGUUUUCUCCCUUUCAAUUCAAGUUCCCCUUCCCUUCUCCGUCCUCCCCUUAAAAAUGUUUGUGCUGACAGAUGAGAGAGGACGGGACUUCCUGCCUUCUGCCCAUGCCUGACCCUACAGAGGACCGACUGGCCUGCGCUCUGCUGCCCUCUAGCCUUGUGACCUUUGAGAGUCACUGCCCCUCUCUCUGGGUCAGCAUCCAGGCUGGUAAAUGAGUAUCACACGGUCUUCUUUCCGGGGUUGAUAUGAGAACAAACUAUCCCAGCAUGUCACACGGUAUCAGGGAUGCAAACCUGCUUGGCAGGCUGACCCCUCCCACCGUGAGCUCAAUGUGAGGCAGCAUUUGAGGGGACCAAUCCCAGAGCACGUCUGGGAGGAAGGCUGAGUGAAGGAGGGGUUCUGUUGCUGAUCUCCUCGUCUCUGUCAGACACCUCCCCAGCCACACACAAGCUGGAUGUGGCGUGCACGACUUCCUCAUUACGCAACACCCUGAGAUGACAGAGGUGCUCACACCAGUCUUGUGCAGAAAAAACUUGAAGUUCUUAGCCCUUAAGGCCAGGGCAGAACCUGACUCCUCUGUUUCAGCCCUAUGCAGCCAGCAGAAGCCUCCAAAGCUCCUUACUUCCCUUUUGAGGGUGCCAAGGUGGAGUGAGGGGCCAGGGGCAGCGGAUCUGCUAACAACGCCAUGGUCAUGGACGAAAAAGUCAAGGAACGCUUUGUGCUGGACACGACUUCUGCCAUCUGCAGCUACGAUGCCCACUAUAAGGACCACCACAAAUACUGGUGCCGAGGCUAUUUCCGGGACUUUUGCAACAUCAUUGCCUUCGCACCCAACAGCACCAACCGUGUGGCCCUGAGGGACACAGGAAACCAGCUCAUUGUCACUGUGUCCUGCCUGAACAAGGAGGAUGUGGGCUGGUACUGGUGCGGCAUCCAGCGAGACUUUGCCAGAGAUGACAUGGAUUUUACAAAGCUUCUUGUGACUGACAACAGAAGAGCCCGCGCCAACAGCUUUUGGCCUGGGAAAGACCUACCAGGCAACAAGAACAGAAGCUGCAGGGCUUCCAGAGUUGUCGACAAGGCAGAUCACUUCAGGAUGUCCAUCUUCCUUAUCUGUAUACUGAUCACAAGCUUGGGGUCCAUCUUCAUUAUCAGUCAUCUGUCCAAACGGAGGAGAAGUCGACGGACUAGAAGGGUGAUCGCAGGUAAAGGCUUAGCUGGAAGCCAGAACACUAGCCAAGCUGCUUCUGGGAUCCCCACGCCUCUGGUAAGUUCCCUCCUUGGCUCUGUGUACUGAGUCCUGUGCCCACGGCUCCCUGAUCUUUAGGGCUCCCCAUUCCUAAAGGGAGGAACUAUGUUCAGAAGGGGCCAUGUGGAUCAGUCCACCUCUCCUUUGGGGCAGCAUCAGAGGAGGCCAGAUCCUCAAGGCCACUACGUGGUGAGUCCGAUAGGCUCUCAGGUGCACACGGGGUAGAGAGACCAGACACAGGUGCCGCUGUUUGGUUAAACUGAGUUUGUUUCCUUUUUAUGCUCAGAAGUCACAGAAAUGCCUUGGGCAGUGGAGAGCCUGUAGGCACAAUUACGAAACAGACUCCAGCCUCCUCUGGGCAUGGAAAUGUAAAAAAUAACAUUUUAGAGAAUGAGAGAAAACAAAUACCUGUUAAUGAAACACAAGGGCCUGUAGCCAGAAGAAUCGGAAAUCCAAAGCUAAGGCUGCAAAAGAUGUCACACUUUCCUGGCGAUAAUGUGGCCCUUGGCUAGAGCAGGAGCCCUGAGAAAUCAAAGCAGUGGCUCCCCCGGCACCCCUGGCCUUCUGCCCUCUGAGAGCUGUGGGGGCUGUGGAUGUCUUGCUCAGUUUUGCCCAAGACCACUCCUUUCGGGACACAAUGGCAGUCCAGGUUUUUGCAAAAACCAUCAUCACUUCUUUAAGGCAUGAACUCGGGCAGCCUGUUACAUCUCUGGGACUGUUUUCUUCUCUAUAAAUUGAGGACCCCUUACUCCCCAGUAUUGUUCAUUCAUUCAUUCAAUAAACAAGGAUGAUGGCGGAUGCUGGGAUACACAGUUGAGUCAAAGAAACAGCGUCAGUCUUCAUGGCACUUGCAGUGCAGAGUGGGAGGCAGACGAGCCAUCUCAGACACACACACACACACACACACACACACACAGGGGAUUGACAACUAGAGUAAGUACUCUAUAAGAGAGACGGACGGUGCUAUGAAAGUUGAGGCAAUGGAACCCAACCCUCUUCUUUUUUUAGCAAGGAGUUGUACCACCUGGUUUAGUCAUGACCUGCUCCCUCACACUCAGGCAGUUGAAAGAUGCAGCCUGAAUCAAGGUCCCUUCUGGGUCCUGAAGGAGUCCAGCCGCAUUCACAUCACCAGAGCUUGGUGAGAGGUGAAUGCAAGCCCUGCCCACCAAGCUUUCCCGCUGACUGGCUAAUAAGCUUUGAUGCAAUGGCAUCUGAUUUCUGCCUUGAAAACAAAUUUUGGUGUUUGGUCCCUGUGAAGUCCCCAAGACAGGGUUUGCAACUUUUGCUGCAGAAGCACCCAGCAUAGAUCUCAACUCAAUCUUCUUUUUCUAUUUCCAACAAAGUAGGCAACUCUUUGAAGCCCCUCUCACAUGUCCUGACUCCAAAGAAGACGGCUCAUAACUCGACAGAAGUUUUCUUUUAUUUAGUUCAUAAAUAAAGUGAUGCUACAAUACAA
Messenger RNA from Camelus dromedarius (Arabian camel), 2715 nucleotides. It is a transcript of the gene TMIGD3, whose product is annotated as transmembrane and immunoglobulin domain containing 3. NCBI's taxonomy places the organism in Eukaryota, Metazoa, Chordata, Mammalia, Artiodactyla, Camelidae. The transcript is spliced from 5 exons. The record is from RefSeq and is a predicted model, not a curated record. Gene Ontology annotation, molecular function: transmembrane signaling receptor activity. Bases 696 to 1307 code for a protein of 203 amino acids. Gene Ontology annotation, cellular component: plasma membrane.